UAUGGAUUGCAUGGAUAAUACUAAGAAGGGUGUUAAGGUUUCAGACAAUUCUGAAAUAAUAUCCAAUGGUAAAACUGAAACGAUGCUUUGUAAUAAUGUUAAAGAGAAAUAUGAUAUAGUAGGCUCGAAGAGUUCUUUAUUAUUAGAGGAAAGAAAGAGUAAUGCAACUUUUGAACGUUUCUUGCAAAGUGUUAUAUCGAAAUUCAACGAGGAAACUUCUGAUAAUACAAGUCUAUCGCAGUUAAAUUUGAAGAUAGGCUUUAUUGGUGCCGGAAAAAUGGCUCAAGCCAUUUGUAAAGGCUUCAUAAUAUCAAAAUUAAUUAAAGCUGAAAAUGUUUCGGCUUCGUCAACAGGAAUGAACACCUCAAAUGUUGAGUCCAUGAAAAACAUUGGUGUCAGAAUGGCUAACUCAAAUGCUGAUGUUAUGCACUCGUCUGAUAUUAUUAUAAUAGCAGUUAAACCUCAUAUAGUUUCAACGGUUCUUCAAGAAAUUAACUGCAUAGAAAUGAAAAGUAAACUUUUUGUAUCUGUGGCAGCAGGCAUAACACUGGAGAAGAUUGAAGAAUUGCUACCCAAAAAUACUCGAGCUAUUCGUGUAAUGCCAAACACACCAUGUUUGGUUCAAUGUGGGGCCAGUGUUUGUUCACCUGGUAGUUCUGCCACAAAAGAAGAUUGUGACAUGAUAGUGAAACUCAUGUCAUCAAUAGGUAUUUGCCAUGUUGCACCCGAGAGACUUUUGAAUGGUGUAACUGGUUUAAGUGGUUCAGGACCAGCGUACGUUUUCCAAAUGGUAGAAGCUAUGUCCGACGGGGGAGUGAAACAAGGAUUACCUAGAGAUCUCGCUACAAAAUUAGCUGCUCAGACAUUAAUGGGUGCGGCGAAAAUGGUCUUAGAGACAGGCCUACAUCCUGGAGCUUUGAAAGAUGCUGUCACUUCACCAGGAGGUACUACAAUAUCUGGCCUCCAUGAGUUGGAAAAAGGUGGACUUAGAGCAGCGUUAAUGUGCGCCGUUGAAGCAGCUGCGAAGAGAGCUAGUGAACUAAGUCAUAGUUAA
Messenger RNA from Dimorphilus gyrociliatus, 1054 nucleotides. The record is from the annotation of a GenBank genome assembly. Lineage: Eukaryota; Metazoa; Annelida; Polychaeta; Dinophilidae.